This is a messenger RNA of Caretta caretta (loggerhead turtle), 935 nucleotides long. RefSeq lists its product as uncharacterized. The record is from RefSeq and is a predicted model, not a curated record. NCBI's taxonomy places the organism in Eukaryota, Metazoa, Chordata, Testudines, Cheloniidae.
GCUGAAUGAUUAAUAAAUAAUCUGGGGCAGGCAGUUACAGGAAAAGGCUAGUCUAGUUAUUGGGUGGUGUUCUGUUUGCUCUAACCACUUCCUUGCGCAGCAGCUAGAAGCGUCUAAUCAGAUCAGCGCGACAGGUUCUCCGGUCAGAGCCCCCACUCAGUUGCAGGUUGAAACAAGAUGGGCGGCAUUUUUUCAACAGAGGUGAGACUGAAAAAGCUGGAGAACGAGGAGGCAGAGAAGAAGAGACAGCACGAGAAGGAAGAGAAGCAGCGAGAGCAUGAGAAGGAAGAGAAGCAGCGAGAGCGCGAGGAGGCAGAGAAGCAGCGAGAGCACGAGAAGGAAGAGAAGCAGCGAGAGCUCGAGGAGGAAGAGAAGAAGAGAAAGCACGAGGACCGGGAAAGAGAGCGACAGCACAAGGAACGCAUGCAUCAGAGAGAGCUUAAAGACAAGGCCGAGGAAAGAGAGGCCCGGCGCCAGAUGCAAGAGAGAGAGUAUGAGGAGCAAGAGAAGAAGAGGAAGCAUGAGAAGAUCAUCACAGAGCUGCAGAACAGAAACCUGGAGUUGCGCAUUCUCCGCCUAACUGGUCUCUCAUCCAGUAAGAAUUCCCCACAACGCAUUCUUCAAGAUGCUCUCUUAUCCACCACACGCCCCACUACGCCUGAUACUCUUGAGAAUGCUGAUGACAGCAGUGACGAUGACGUGUAUUGAACUGUACACUGUUCUUAAUCCUUCUGAAUGGAGGAACCGUGAUUCCCAGCUGUGAUGCCCAGUGUAUUGUCGCCUAACCUGCCCAGCACAAAGCACGUAGUCCAUUUCUCCUCUCACCUUCCCCUUUGCACUAAUGGAAUGCUUUUCCCACCCAGGGGUUUAUUUCUGACUUUCCCUCUUGCUUUUUUGAGUCCUAUUUAUUGGCAGUGCUAAUAAAGACACAAGCA